Arabidopsis lyrata subsp. lyrata is the source of this 1103-nucleotide messenger RNA. Its product is annotated as ferritin-3, chloroplastic. The record is from RefSeq and is a predicted model, not a curated record. Gene Ontology annotation, biological process: intracellular iron ion homeostasis; iron ion transport. The coding region runs from base 89 to 844 and encodes 251 amino acids. Gene Ontology annotation, cellular component: cytoplasm. The transcript has 8 exons. Gene Ontology annotation, molecular function: ferrous iron binding; ferric iron binding. NCBI's taxonomy places the organism in Eukaryota, Viridiplantae, Streptophyta, Magnoliopsida, Brassicales, Brassicaceae.
CACCACCAAUCGCCACACAAAACCCUUUCUCCUCCAAUUUCGUUGCUCACAAAGAAAGAAGAUAAAUCUCAAAAUUUUCCCAGAAAAAAUGCUUCUCAAAGCUGCUUCUACCUUUUCUCUCUUGAACAUUCAUGGAGAGAAGAGAGACAUCUCUCCUCUCUUCUCGAUUUCGUCUCCGAUUUCUUCUGGAAAAUCCGGGAAUCUCUCGUUCGCUCUUCGUGCUUCCGAGAGUUCAAGCACGUUGAGCGGCGUUGUGUUCGAGCCUUUCGAAGAGGUUAAGAAGGAGAUGGAUCUAGUUCCAUCUGGUCAACAGCUUUCUCUUGCUCGUCAUUUGUACUCCCCUGAGUGCGAAGCCGCCGUCAAUGAGCAGAUCAAUGUUGAAUACAAUGUGUCCUAUGUGUAUCACGCUUUGUAUGCGUAUUUCGAUCGUGACAACGUUGCCCUCAAGGGUCUCGCCAAGUUUUUCAAGGAAUCCAGUGUGGAAGAACGCGAGCACGCUGAGCUGUUGAUGGAGUAUCAGAACAAACGUGGUGGGAGAGUCAAGUUACAGCCCAUGGUGCUGCCUCAGUCUGAGUUUGAUCAUCCUGAGAAAGGAGAUGCUCUCUUUGCCAUGGAGUUGGCUCUAUCAUUGGAGAAACUAGUCAAUGAAAAGCUCCUAAACCUGCACAGUGUGGCUUCGAAGAACGAUGAUGUCCAGUUGGCAGAUUUUAUUGAGAGUGUGUUUCUGAAUGAACAGGUGGAAGCGAUUAAGAAAAUCUCAGAAUAUGUUUCUCAACUUAGAAGACUCGGCAAAGGACAUGGAACAUGGCAUUUCGAUCAGGAGCUUCUUGGUGCUGCUGCUUAAUCGAGUUUUAGCUGUAAUCUCGCAGUUUGGUUAACUUUCGAGUUAUUUUGAGUAUGAGAUGUAACUUUUGAGGUAGACUUGAUUAAUAUCGUUUCCGUUGUGAGAGAAAACAAGCUAUUAUUAUGUUCCUUGAGCUUAACUUUUUUUGUUGGUUUUUAAGUAUUAUGGUUUUGUCCAUUUCGUAAUAUCAGUUUCCUUUAGAACAUUUCAAAUCAGCCGUGGUUUUGGGUAUAAUGUAAUGGGCAUUGAUAUUCUAUCA